Westerdykella ornata is the source of this 804-nucleotide messenger RNA. Its product is annotated as kinase-like protein. The record is from RefSeq and is a predicted model, not a curated record. Gene Ontology annotation, molecular function: protein kinase activity; ATP binding. The coding region runs from base 1 to 804 and encodes 267 amino acids. Gene Ontology annotation, biological process: protein phosphorylation. NCBI's taxonomy places the organism in Eukaryota, Fungi, Ascomycota, Dothideomycetes, Pleosporales, Sporormiaceae. The transcript has 2 exons.
AUGGUCUUCGAAGUCUCGGAGUCAGCCGUCAUCAAGGCACCUUGCGGCACCGAUGAAAGCCGACGCGAUCUUGCCAUCGAAUGCACUAUCUACGAACGCCUAGGUUCACAUCCGUACAUUGCCAAAGUCCUCUACAAACACAAAGGCAUGAUUGUCCUCGAACGCCUCCAGUACCCACUCCGCAAGCGGCUCUGGGACCUCCGUGCUGCCCAACAGCUGCCCCCGACCCAAGAUGUACUGCGCUGGGCUUCUCAGAUUGCGGAGGCCCUGCAACAUGUCCACUCAUGUGGUGUGUUCCAGGUCGACAUAGGCCCGCACAACAUGUUGCUGGACUGGGCUGAGGAUGUGAAGUUGUCUGACUUCGCUGGUGCAUCGGUUGACGGCUCCGCACCAUACGUGUUACCCAGCCCUCACUCAGAGCAUCCAAAGAUGCGAGCCACACAACCUUCGAUACAGUCGGAGGUGUUUGCGCUUGGCUCUGCACUAUACGAGAUGGAGACAACGCAGCAGCCAUAUCACGACAAGGAAGAUGAAGAGAUCGAAGAGCUAUUUGGUGCAGGAGAGUUCCCGGAUACAAGCGCGCUGAUCCUGGGUGAGGUUAUUCAGAAGUGCUGGAGAAUGGAAUAUAGGGACGCCGGUGAGGCGGCGCAUGACGUCAAAUGCAUUCGGAAGCAGUUCAAUGACAGGCGUGCAAAUACGCUGGAAGAAAAGAGCGGUCAACCCUGGUGGAUGGACUAUAUUAUUGUAUCUACUAGCAUCGUCUUUCUCGUUGCUCUAUUUACCUAUCGGAAACAUCGCCAUUAA